AUGCAUUUAGAUCCAAUUUAAUUAUAGGUUCUCUAACUCCAAUAUAUAAAUUUAGCGUUAAAUAAGGUUAAGUGCCUUUUCAAGGAUAUUAAUAUAGUUAAUUAAUUAUUUUAUUAAGUGCUUUCAUUAAAAUUUUACUAUUUAAUAUAAGGAGAGUAAUUUGAAUAAGAUUUUACAGUUAAGAGUUAUGAUGGAAUAGCCUAAAUUUAUGUGGAAGAAAUUUAAAUAUCUAAUAGUUACUUUGAAACUUAUAUAGGAUAUAAAAGAUCAUAAAUACAGUAUUCAAGAAUGGAUAAGUAAUAUAGGGUAACUUGA
Molecule: messenger RNA, 315 nt
Organism: Paramecium sonneborni
Lineage: Eukaryota; Ciliophora; Oligohymenophorea; Peniculida; Parameciidae
Source: the annotation of a GenBank genome assembly